GAUUCCAGUGGCCUGGCAAUUAGUGACCAGGGCGAUACGCGGAACCGACACACAAAUAUCCGGACGGUCGAGGACAAGCCGUGCGUUUCUAGAGAGGAACCGUGCGCUUUUAGUGGAUCUACUAAACAGCAGAGGACUGAGUAGAACUAGUUCUUUCAAAAGAGCAUCUUUUACCUUUCUGUGAACUCUGGCUAGUAAGGUCCGGGGCAGUAUGAACCUGUUUGAUGUCCUGUCUCCAUGUCAGCACAAGUUUCAGGUCGAGGAUCGUCUAAACCCUCCUGUCAGAAGGUGACCAGUCUGACCCAAUCCAAACUCUACAGGAAUAUGCCCGGCCUGCACAAUGGACUCCAACAGCACCGAGUUGGGCCACUUCUCUCCAUCCGACACCCUCGGAGUGGGAAUGUACCCGGCAUCCACUCUGUGGCCACUGCUCCAGAACACAAGCCUCGUCAACCUCACUGCUGUUUUCAAGCUCAAUGGGAGUAAUGCUGAGGCUGAAGGUCAAUCCUAUGAUCCUCUGGGUGGACACUCGCUCUGGCAGGUCAUUCUCAUCGUUGUCUUUACAGGCCUGCUUUCCCUUAUUACUAUUAUCGGCAACAUCUUGGUCAUGGUGUCAUUUAAGGUCAACCGACAGCUCAAAACAGUUAACAAUUACUUCCUACUCAGCUUAGCCGUGGCAGAUCUCAUCAUUGGGGUCAUCUCUAUGAACCUGUACACUGCCUACAUCGUCAUGGGCCAGUGGGCGAUGGGAAACUGGGCAUGUGACCUCUGGCUAGCCAUAGACUACGUAGCCAGCAAUGCAUCUGUCAUGAAUCUGCUUGUCAUUAGCUUUGACCGAUAUUUCUCCAUUACGAGGCCUCUGACGUACCGUGCCAAACGCACCACCAAGCGAGCAGGAGUGAUGAUUGGCCUGGCAUGGUUUGUGUCACUCAUUCUUUGGGCACCUGCCAUUUUGUUUUGGCAGUAUUUCGUAGGACAAAGAACUGUUCCACAGGAUAAAUGCUACAUUCAGUUUCUCUCCGAGCCUAUUAUUACGUUUUGCACCGCAAUGGCGGCGUUCUACCUGCCGGUGACGAUAAUGAGCGUUUUAUACUGGCGAAUAUACAAAGAGACAGAAAACAGAUCACGGGAACUUGCUGGAUUGCAAGGUUCAGGUGGACGAUUUGGAGGUGUUGAGCGACCACGAUUCCAUCUCCACGCCACUAGAGGGAGCUCUAGGAGCUGCAGCAGCUUUGAACUGGGCCAACCUGGUCAUAAAAAAGCCUCUGUUCACAGUCUGAGUGGGAGAUUCCACUGUUGGGGGUGGAAGUCUGGUGGCAGUGAUAAAAGUGGGCCAAAUAGGGAGGCAGAUCAGAGCAGCAGUGACAGCUGGAACAACAACGACGCUGGACUUUCAGCUGAUCACUCGGGUUCAUCUGAUGAAGACGAGAGCGCACCAUCUACAACAAGAGCCAUCUUCUCAAUUGUUCUCAGUCUGCCUGGCGUGAGGGCCGCAGUCAACUCCCAGGUCACUUCCUGUGAGGAACUGGACACAGAGGAAGAUCCCUUACGGUCAGCCGAGGAGAAGGACAGCAGGGAUGGCAGCAUCUCACGCUCUGUCACCAACGGGAACAAGCGCUUUGUGGGUGGCAUGAGUAAAGUUCAGUCAAUGUCUGCAAUACAGCCGACAACAGAUACCACCACAGACAGCACUAACACCACCAUCAAAUCUCCCUCAGCACCAAUAACUUUCAAAGAGGCAGCUUUAGCAAAACGUUUUGCAGCUCGCGCAAGGACACAAAUCACCAAGCGCAAGCGCAUGUCGCUAAUAAAGGAAAAGAAAGCAGCACAGACUCUAAGCGCCAUCCUCUUUGCUUUUAUCAUAACAUGGACGCCUUAUAACAUCAUGGUAUUGGUGAACACUUUCUGCAAUGGCUGCAUACCUGAGAACCUCUGGGCGCUAGGCUAUUGGUUAUGUUACGUCAACAGUACAGUAAAUCCUAUGUGCUACGCACUUUGCAACAAAACUUUUCGUAGCACUUUCAAGAUGAUCCUGCUAUGUCGCUGGGAUCAGAAAAAAAGCAAGCCAAGCUUUCCGCAAAGACAGGCUGUGAGGUUUCACAGGCCCAUACCGACAGACUCCACAUAGCAAAUGAAGAACAGUGAAGAAGCUAAAGUGCUAAUGCUAAAAUGAAAGAUUCAAGAGGUGAUUCCUCAAGACUCUGUAUUAUAUACUCAAGCUUUAAUAUGUAAGUCUUGAUGUGGACGUGUAGUUCAGUGUCUUUUGAUCCUGGGUCUCUUGGUCUUAACAUUUUCAGACACUGUGGUUUGAGCAAGUGCAAUUGCCAUCUGUACUCCCUGUGGACUUUUGUAUGCCUUUUACUAAAUCUUCAGUGCCAACUUUCAGGAGUUCAGCGAUAUGUAAAAAAAAAGUACAUUUGAAAUGUAGACUGUAUAUUUUGAAUCUCUGAGAGUUUAUCAGAUGCGAUACUCUUCAGAUAAUUGUUUGAAUAUUUUGGGAUUGAAUAUUACAUAUUUCAUUCUUGUCAAUGAACAGAAACUAAAAUAUGAUUUUUAAAUAUUGCAAUGUAUAUGAAAGUAUUUACGGUGAACAAUAAUUAUAAGAUAUUUCUUUUUGUACGUGAAAUUUGCUGAUUUCUGUGAAAACGUGCCACACAGGGGUUCAGUGCUGUCUCGGUAAGUGUAAGUGUUCUUCUGCAACAUGUGAGCCACAGUUGAACAGUUUGUAGGAUUUUCUCUUCUUUUGGUUAUUCAUAAACAGCACUUCCGUAAGCUGCUCUUGUAUUAUAAAGCGUGGUUGUUUACAUUUGUUUUGCUACAAGUAUUUCAAUAGCUAUUAUGUAUGUUUUCAGUGCACACUGAAUAUAUUUGUAUAUGUUUGGAAUGCCUUACGUUUGACUUUGAGAUUGUGCACUGAUUAUACUGGGCUAGCUGUGAAAUCAAUUAUAAAACCUGAAGAAUGUUUUUAACUCUGUUUAAUGGACAUUCAGAUUUAACAUUAUUGUGCUGGGAGGUCAUUUCUUUUAAAGCCAAACUGUUUCCUCUAUUACCACUUAAUUUAACAUAACUCAAAUUAGUUACAUACAGACUGUUUUCUAGAUUAAAAAGCACACCAAAUUCAGACCUAUCAACCGAGCGUGCAUGUUUCUUCAACUCUGAGCUCCUUUGGCUCAGGGAAGAAAAUAGGUAACAUGUAAUGUGAACUAAACGUUACUUUAUUAUAAACUAAUGAUGAAUUAAUGCAUGCACUAAUCAUGAACUAACUUUAACUACAACAUGAGUCACAGGAAUUUGUGUGUUAAUAACGACUGCCUUAAUUACUUGUUGGUACAUGAUUGUUUGUUAAUUCAUUUAUUACAGGGUGUCCACGUGGUCCCAAAAAGUAUUAAAAGUUGAUAAAUCAAUUAUGAGGAAAAUUAAGGCCCUUAAAAGUAUUAAAAAGUCUCAAUCAAAUUUUUACAAGGUCCUAAAUUUCGAACGUUGUCCGAAGUGUUUGACUCCAAAAAAGCAUAAAUAUAUUUAUUUUCCUCGAUCUAUGCGUUUGGUUCGGCCCGGGCACAUCCGGCCGAGCUCCUCCGUCUUUGCGAGAAAAAGACGAGAAAGACGAGUUCAAACAGCGUCUGAACCCUGUCGCUAAAACAGUCACAUAAUUUAAUCUUUCAAGCUUUGUUUCUUCUGAGCUUAUCUGAGAUCUGCUGCAUGGUUGUGCUCCAUUAAUUUAUUUAACUACAACUGUUUAUUAAGUUAAACGUGUGAUACUGAUUUGAACUUGAUGAGGUCUUAAAAUAUUUUGUGAAGAUCUUUAAAAUGUCUUAAAAAGGUAUUGAAAUUACUUUUAGGAUUCCUGCAUAUACCCUGUAUUAAGCACCACAUUAGUUUAUGCUUAAUUUAACCAUCAUAAAUUCAUGAGCUGUUAAUGUAGAAUUAUAUCAUGACCUUACUUGGAUGGCCACAUCAUCAUUAACCCAUCCUUAACUACUCAUGAACUCCUUAUGCACGUCCGUCUAGUGCGCAUACACUUAAUAACAAUAGAAAGGUGUUCUGUCAACAUCAACAGUUUAAACACUCAUGUUCAUAAGUAGUUGAGGAUAAGUUAAUGAUAAUGUGCCCCUCCAAGUCAUGACAUAAUCAUAUAUUAACGGCUUAUGAGUUUUUGUUGAUUACAUUUAGCUUAAACUUAAAUGUUAAUUAAUACAUUAAUUAACAACAUGUACUAACAAGUGAUUAAGGUAGCCAAUGAACUCAUGUGACCCAUGUUGUAGUUAAAGUUAGUUCAUGAUUAGCACAUGCCUUAACUCAUCAUUAGUUCAUAAUAA
Danio rerio (zebrafish) is the source of this 4316-nucleotide messenger RNA. NCBI's taxonomy places the organism in Eukaryota, Metazoa, Chordata, Actinopteri, Cypriniformes, Danionidae. The record is from RefSeq and is a predicted model, not a curated record.